Ectocarpus siliculosus is the source of this 2268-nucleotide messenger RNA. Lineage: Eukaryota; Phaeophyceae; Ectocarpales; Ectocarpaceae. The record is from the annotation of a GenBank genome assembly.
AUGGGGCUGCUUGCAACGGCGGUCGUCCUGCUGUCACCAUCUCGGGGGGAGCAGCAGGAGGAGGCUACUGCGGUAGAGAGCGAGAGCGCUGCCGAAUUGCCCGAAAACUGCCAAAUCCUCAAGACCACGACGAACUAUAAACAAGAAGAUGCGCCGACCGAUGUCUCCGGUCUCAUCGGCGAGAUCUACGACCGCGUCAACGAGGACCUUGACGAUGUCCUCAAGCUCGACAUCAACUACGUCGGCGGGGUGAUCCACAGGCUCGUGGGAAGGCACGACGUUCGCGCCACAGUUACCCGCCGGAAAGAGAACGGAACGGAGUUGCAGGAGUGCAUGGUGGUGCCGGUGGUGAUCGAGGACAGCAACGAGUGCACCCUUCCCGAGAGGCAUCCGAUGCACCACGAGUGCCACGCAAGCGCGGAGUGCGUGAACACGAUCGGAUCGUACGAGUGCUCGUGUCCGGGGAGGGAGGCAUGUGUCCCCAGGUCGGGGCUAGGGUACUGCACGGGAAUCAACUCCUCGGCUGAUUGCUGCACGGUCGACGAGGAAAAGAGACCGAACGGGUGCCGCGACAAGACAUGCUCCCACGACUGCCGGAGAGACUUCCGGUGCUACACCGACCAGUGCGAGGGGAAGUGUGUAUACCCGGACAGUUGCAAGAGCUCCCGCGGCAUGGUAACCUGCGCUUGCCAAAACGAAAGCGAGGUCGGCAACGGGCACGUCUGCCCGGGGGAGACGCCAGAGGUCUUGACGGAUGCCAGCGGUGCCUUCCUGGCAGACUUGGAUCCCUCCAAGGUGUGCGGGUGUCAGGUGCCCAAGGUGGACUUGUGCCACGACGUCAGCUGCGGCCAGCAUGCCACUUGCAGUGAGGGGAAGUGUCAGUGUGCGCCGGGAUACAGCCAUGUUCCAGACCUCGGUUGCAUGGACGAGAGACCUGUCUGGCUGGAUCUCAAGGGUCCCACCCACCUCACCAUGAAGCAGUGCGACAAGUACGUGGAGCACGGGGUGCAGGUUGUGGACGCCAACUCUGAGAACCACGACAGAAACGUUGGUGUGUCCUACUCCAAGCCUCCCGGAAAGUGUGCCUCGGAAAUGGGUACGUUCACGGUAAACUACACUCUCAACACGGAAUGGAUGGACCCCCCUGUCCAGUACAUCUUACGCCACGUCACCGUGGAAGACGUCGACGAGUGCGCCUUGGACAUCGGGUCCCCGCAGGCUGCCUGCUACGGGUGCAAGCCCAGCUGCCACAAGCACGCCAGGUGCGAGAACAGGGUGGGCACGUACACCUGCCAGUGCCCCGCGUGCAUGGGCGGCGACGGCUUCGAGCCCUUUACGCCGAGGAAGUCGGGGACGCUUCCGGCGGGGUACGACGGAGGUACCGGCUGCAAGGAUACGUGCGCUCCCGUCAUCACGCUGAUUGGUGACGACCCUCUAGUGAUGACGGUUGGCCUCAACACGGACAUCGCUGGGAACCCGAUCAGGGGCAAGGACUACACACAAGAGCUGGCCAGUCUCAUUACGAGGACCGCGGGAGGGGCCUUGUGCAACGAUGGUCUCGGGUCAAGAUGUGCUACCGUUAUCGACAACAACGGGACGCACCAGGGGGUGGACAUAACGCACAACCUCAAGAUCUUGGAACCAGAACCGUCGAAGAAAGACCCUUUGCAGUGGAAAGUGUCGUACAACGCGGUUGACGAAGCGGGCAACUACGCUUUGCCCAAGACCAGGACCAUCGAGAUUAAGGAGGUUUCGAUGGAGGAGUACGCGGACCAGAAGGUCAAGGAGGCGAUGAAGAACUGCCCCAAGUGCGGGACCGGUAAGCCAACCGAGUGCCCCAAGCCGCCCGCCCCCGUCCAGCUGCCGUGCAAGCCUAGCGAGGGGGAGAAAGGGAGAUCAGCAGGGAACACGGCUUCGGACAUCAGCUGUAGCCGAGACUGCCCGUGCUCCGAGCGGAGGGAGUGCGUGGCGGAGUCGGAGUGCGCGGCGAGGCUGGAAGAGCAGAAGCAGGGGCAUUCCGCCACGUGCCAGAAGGAAGCGGGAGGCUGGUUUUUCCCGAUUAUACUGACCGGGGCUCAGCAGCUGGCAGUGGCAGCGUUAGUGCUUCUGGCGACGGGCGUUUCUGUGUUUGCGGCUGUCCACUGAUGGCAUGACAACAUAUAUUUUUUUCGCGACGAGGGGGAGGAGGGAGGCUUUUGUUUUUCUUUUGUGUCCGUUGAGAUUUACUGAUUGAUGUGAUUGUCGGGGGGGGGUAGUUGUGCGAGGCCC